Candidula unifasciata is the source of this 897-nucleotide messenger RNA. Lineage: Eukaryota; Metazoa; Mollusca; Gastropoda; Stylommatophora; Geomitridae. The record is from the annotation of a GenBank genome assembly.
AUGUUCAGUUGGUGUGGAUGUUCAGUUGUCUGUGAAUGUUCAGUUGUGUGUGAAUGUUCAGUUGUGUGUGAAUGUUCAGUUGUGUGUGAAUGUUCAGUUGUGUGUGAAUGUUCAGUUGUGUGUGGAUGUUCAGUUGUUUGUGAAUGUUCAGUUGUCUGUGAAUGUUCAGUUGUGUGUGGAUGUUCAGUGAUGUGUGAAUGUUCUGCUGUGUGUGAAUAUUCAGUGAUGUGUAAAUGUUCAGUUGUGUGUGGAUGUUCAGUUGUUUGUGAAUGUUCAGUUGUCUGUGAAUGUUCAGUUGUGUGUGGAUGUUCAGUGAUGUGUGAAUGUUCUGCUGUGUGUGAAUAUUCAGUGAUGUGUAAAUGUUCAGUUGUGUGUGGAUGUUCAGUUGUGUGUGGAUGUUCACUUGUGUGUGAAUGUUCAGUUGUGUGUGAAUGUUCAGUUGUCUGUGAAUGUUCAUUUGUGUGUGAAUGUUCAGUUGUGUGUGAAUGUUCAGUUGUGUGUGAAUGUUCAGUUGUGUGUGAAUGUUCAGUUGUGUGUGAAUGUUCAGUUGUGUGUGGAUGUUCAGUUGUGUGUAAAUGUUCAGUUGUUUGUGAAUGUUCAGUUAUGUGUGGAUGUUCAGUUGUUUGUGAAUGUUCAGUUGUCUGUGAAUGUUCAGUUGUGUGUGGAUGUUCAGUUGUGUGUGGAUGUUCAGUUGUGUGUGAAUGUUCAGUUGUGUGUGGAUGUUCAGUUGUGUGUGGAUGUUCAGUUGUUUGUAAAUGUUUAGUUGUGUGUGGAUGUUCAGUUGUGUGUGGAUGUUCAGUUGUGUGUGAAUGUUCAGUUGUGUGUAAAUGUUCAGUUGUGUGUGAAUAUUUGCUCAUAGAUCUGUGGCUGAACAGCUGCGAAGAGGUGAAGCUGUAG